Molecule: messenger RNA, 1101 nt
Organism: Eimeria acervulina
Lineage: Eukaryota; Apicomplexa; Conoidasida; Eucoccidiorida; Eimeriidae
Exons: 1
Coding region: 1-1101 (366 amino acids)
Source: RefSeq, a predicted model, not a curated record
AUGCUGAUCCAUCCCCUUCAUGUGGGGAGUUUGUUUGUGGCUGCGGGGUGUCUAGACAGGUGUUUGUGUAUGCAAGAAAUGCAGCUCAAAGCAACGGACACAGAAACUGAAGACACCGUUGAACUUCGUUUAGACGGAUUAGAUGGGAUUGUUGAUGAGGCUGUUCCUUCUUCUAGAGGCAAUCAAGAUAUUAUACCAAGUGAUGUAAUUAAGAUGGCUGUAGAGGCAGGAGAUCGCACCAGAAAGAAGAUGCUGCUUGCAGGUGUAGUUGCUCUUAUUGCUAUUGCUGCUGCUGUUGCAGCCUCUUUAGGUGCUGGGAUGCUUCAGGGUUCAUUAGAUAAAGGUAAACGAAAACCAGCAGCAACAAUUACAGAAAAACAGUAUGCACUUAUGGCACAGGUAAAGGAGUUGAGAGCACAGGCAGGGGCCAUCGGGGAUCGAUUCCCAGAGCUUGUUGAAGAUUUAUUUAAUUCAUAUUCUGCAUAUUUUGGAGGCAUAGAGAAGAAUUUAAGGGGGGCUAUAGGGAGUCUAAAGGCCUCCGGUGUCUGUACACUAGAAGCCGAGGAGGAGUUUGAAAAAGGUGUAGAAACAGCGAUCAAAGAGGGCAGCGCAGACAACCUUGAAGGGGCUUGGGAAGAGAUGCGGCAGCACUUUACUGAUAGUGAGAAAGCUGCAGCACUGGCAGCAGCAGCAGCAGCAGAUAUAUCUUCUCUCACAACAACGUGGGAGGAGACCCUCCCUAAGAGUGUGCUGCAAAAGGUGCAUACUUUGCAAGAAGAAACAACGAGUGGUGUAUUACCGACUAAAAAGCUUGUUGUUUCUGCGCUGAUGCAGCAUGAAGCCGCAACUGCUAAUGCAGCAGCAAGAAGAGGGAAGAAGCUAGGAGAGACACAAGUACAACAAGCACAGAUCUUCUUGAGUUUUGUAGAUAUAGCAGGAUUAAAGGCCGAGAGAACAGAGGACGUACAAAGAGCAGCAGCAAGUCUUACAGAAGCCAUCCGCAAAUAUUCUGACUUAAUGCAAAAGGCAGCACUUCUGCACCAAGAAGCAGAUAGUCUUAAAGAUGGUCUGAAGAGAAGACAGAGAAGAUCACGAAAAUAA